Galeopterus variegatus (Sunda flying lemur) is the source of this 1620-nucleotide messenger RNA. Its product is annotated as chromosome unknown open reading frame, human C9orf106. The record is from RefSeq and is a predicted model, not a curated record. Lineage: Eukaryota; Metazoa; Chordata; Mammalia; Dermoptera; Cynocephalidae.
AUGGUGUAUGUGACCGUGGGCAGUGAACUGCACCUGCUGGGGAGGUGGGGGAGAACUUGCAGCUCCUGGAACCCACCCCUUCUCUCUCCCAGGCCUUUGCCCAGGCUGUGGCCUCUGUCUGCAACUCCUCCCCUUCUCACUCUGGCCCUUCCCUUCAGUGCCUCUUCCUCUGGGAAGCCCCCCCUGAUGCCCAGCACGUCCCCUUCUGUCGCCUCUGGCUUUCUCACCCCAUCCUCCCUCCCCGAUUGUCUGCUUUGCUCACAAGACUGUGAGCACCAUGAGGGCAGGAACCCACAGGCUGUUCACAGUUGUGUUCUGGCACCUGCAAGGGCCUGGCCCAGAGCCCCUCAGGAAGUGAGACAUCUAUAUCCUCUGCUCGGUGGCCUGGGAGCCAGGUAGAGGCAGGAACCACCAUGGCCACACUGCCCAGGUUUGGAGCAAGCAGCAGCCUCAGUUGCUGUUGUGUGCGUGCCUUCUAUGGAGGAGGGAGGAUGCCCCCUUAGAGGAGGCAGGAAUAAGUGUGGUCCUGGCUCUUGUUGCCCAGUCCUAAGAGUUUCCGGCGCAGGGAUCCAGAGGGGUGAGCAGGAGCCUGGCCAGGAAGAGUUAAUCUCCCUUCGCCGGCCCCCAGCUGAGCCGCACCCGCUUCCAAGGCCCUCGUCCAACCGCUGGCUCACACCAGCCUCCACCGGCUUUGUCCUGAGUCACCGGGCCUUUGCGGUGCCUCCCCGCGCAAGCUCGCCCCGCCGAGGGGACCGGCCCAGCCGGCCCGGGGAAGAAGCGAGGAGCAGGACCCCCGGGGGCGCGGGCUGUCGGGGCGCCCCCUCCCCGAACCCGCGACUUCCCGGGACAGCUCUAAGCGCAGGGAUCCAGAGGGGUGAGCAGGAGCCUGGCCAGGAAGAGUUAAUCUCCCUUCGCCGGCCCCCAGCUGAGCCGCACCCGCUUCCAAGGCCCUCGUCCAACCGCUGGCUCACACCAGCCUCCACCGGCUUUGUCCUGAGUCAUCGGGCCUUUGCGGUGCCUCCCCGCGCAAGCUCGCCCCGCCGAGGGGACCGGCCCGGCCGGCCCAGGGAAGAAGCGAGGAGCAGGACCCCCGGGGGCGCGGGCUGCCGGGGCGCCCCCUCCGCCUUUGCGGUGCCUCCCCGCGCAAGCUCGCCCCGCCGAGGGGACCGGCCCAGCCGGCCCGGGGAAGAAGCGAGGAGCAGGACCCCCGGGGGCGCGGGCUGUCGGGGCGCCCCCUCCCCGAACCCGCGACUUCCCGGGACAGCUCUAAGGGCUCCAGACCUCUCUAGCCCAGACUGGAAACCGAAAGGAAGUUGUUGGAAGGAGAAUGGAGGAGAUGGGGAUCCGGAAGGGAGGAAAGUCAGAUGGGAACAAGAGGAUUACAAUGAGCCUCAGGUAGCCCCCUCUGGCUGCCGUGUGUACCACCCUUCUGAAGGGCCAGGCCAUUACGAGCUGGCUAGAGGUUGCCCCGCGCGCCUCCCGGAGCCCACCCCGAGGCAGCGCUCUCCCACCAGGACCUCCGGCGUGGGGACGCCUCCUGCCCCCGCGGCCCAGCGGGAGAGCCGCAACCGAGGGCGGGUGUCUCCGCAGCGUGUCCCCUCCCCUGCCCGGGGCAGCUAA